Messenger RNA from Dipodomys ordii (Ord's kangaroo rat), 1920 nucleotides. RefSeq names its product complement component 5a receptor 2 (gene C5ar2). Gene Ontology annotation, biological process: phospholipase C-activating G protein-coupled receptor signaling pathway; chemotaxis; inflammatory response. Gene Ontology annotation, cellular component: plasma membrane. Lineage: Eukaryota; Metazoa; Chordata; Mammalia; Rodentia; Heteromyidae. The record is from RefSeq and is a predicted model, not a curated record. Bases 466 to 1488 code for a protein of 340 amino acids. Gene Ontology annotation, molecular function: complement component C5a receptor activity; G protein-coupled receptor activity. The transcript has 3 exons.
GUGGCAGACAGACCUUGGGGUUAGUUCCAGCUGGGGCUGGCAGGGCUGGUACUGUCUGGGUUAAAUGAUCCUGUUCCUUAAGAAAGCCUUGCCAGGGAGAAGGCACAGACUGAUACAUUCCUGUGUACAGCAAGUUCCUGGAUUACACUCAGGAAGUGCUGGGCAGGGUGGAGUCUGGGAUGGUGGCUGCGUGAUAAACCGGUGGAGAUGCAACCUGCCUGCCCCGCAGCCUGCCUGCCCGGUCUGGAGCUCCAGGUGCUGUCCAGGCUGUACCUUUCCAUCUCUGCCUCACCCACGGGUCCAUUCCUUGGCUGCAAGGACUUGCCAAACUGGAGAGGCAGGUUCAUCGGACAAGUCACACUUCAGAGGAAAGUGGACAGAGAGACAGCCAGCUGGGACUAACACAGUGCCAAGUGAAGCUCAAUCCUCUACUUUGCUGAGUGACCUCUGGUGUGGACAGCCAGGAUGGAGAACGACUCUCACAGCUUCGACAUCCAAUACGGGGACUACAGUGACCUCCCAGAUGUCCCUGUGGACUGUCCCGACGGUGCCUGCCUUCUCUCUCCCAGUGUCCUCCGUGUGGCUCCACUCGUCCUCUAUGCGGCCAUCUUCUUCCUGGGGGUGCCAGGCAAUGCCAUGGUGGCAUGGGUGGCCGGGAAAGAGGCGGGCCGCAGGGCAUGGGCUGCGUGGUUCGUGCACCUGGCGGUGGCUGACCUGCUGUGCUGCCUGUCCCUCCCCGUCCUGGCUGUGCCGAUGGCACGGCAGGGACACUGGCCGUACGGGGCGCUGGGCUGUCGUCUGCUGCCCUCGGCCAUCCUGCUGUCCAUGUACGCCAGUGUCCUGCUGCUGGCUGCGCUAAGCGGGGACCUCUGUCUCAUGGCUCUGAGGCUCCCCUGGUGGGUGGUGACUUGGCGGAGUCGAGGGGUGCAGGUGUCUCGGGGGGCGGCCUGGAUGCUGGCCUUGCUGCUGACCGUCCCCUCGGCUGUCUACCGCCGCCUGCACCAGGAGGCCUUCCCCUCCCGGCUGGCCUGUGUGGUGGAUUACGGUGGCUCGGUCACAACCGAGGUCCUGAUCAAUGCCAGCAGGUUCCUGUUUGGUUUCCUGGGCCCACUGGUGUUUGUGGUGGGCUGUCACAGCGUGCUCCUGAGCCGCGUUGCCCCGCGUCACUGGCCACUGAGUAUGGCGGUCAUAGUGGGUUUUUUUGUCUGCUGGGCUCCCUACCACUUCCUAGGGGUGGUACUGACUGUGGCUGCUCCAAACUCUGUGCUCCUGUUCCGAGCUCUGAGUGCUGAGCCGUUGGUCGUGGGCCUGGCCCUGGCUCACAGCUGUCUCAACCCUAUUAUCUUCCUGUACUUUGGGCGUGCUCAGUUGUGCAGAUCCCUGCCGGCUGCCUGUCGGCAGGCCCUGAGGGAAUCCCAGGACAAGGAAGAAAGCUCCACUAGCAAAGCAGCCACCAGCCAUGACUUCAUGUCCGAGAUGGAGGUGUAAGCAAGAGGGAUGCGGGGGUUAAAUAUCCGAGCUCUCAUUUUAUAUGGAACAGCUUCAGGGAUAGUUGGAUCUAGGUGCUCAGUGAUGUCUUGAUUUCAUUCCUCCCUUGACCAACAUUCAUUAUGUACGUGCUAGGUGUGAGGCUUUAAUAGAGUAGGUACGGGUACUCAGCCUCCAGAAGCCAAAUAUAGCAGGGCCAAGAUUCCCCUGGAAGCCUCCCAAAGGAACAAAGACUGUCUGACCUUUGACCUCUAAUGGCCAAAACUGUAAGAGAAUACACAUUGUUUCAAAUCACUACAUUCCGGGGUCUGUGGUCAUUUGUUACAGCCCAAGAACCCAGAGGCCAUGUUCUGUCCAUGCCCAUCUAAGCUGAUACCCUCACCCGCACUGCCCAUCUACGCCAUCGACUGGACAAGCACGAGCUCCUGUGAC